This is a messenger RNA of Mycena indigotica, 4278 nucleotides long. RefSeq lists its product as uncharacterized. The coding region runs from base 1 to 4278 and encodes 1425 amino acids. Gene Ontology annotation, molecular function: protein binding; RNA binding. The transcript has 15 exons. Gene Ontology annotation, cellular component: small-subunit processome; nucleolus. The record is from RefSeq and is a predicted model, not a curated record. Gene Ontology annotation, biological process: rRNA processing. Lineage: Eukaryota; Fungi; Basidiomycota; Agaricomycetes; Agaricales; Mycenaceae.
AUGCCCACCGCCGUGAAGAGACCGUUGGACGACCCGUCUUCUUCUAGAAAAACUAAAAAGUCUAAGACAGACGAAGCGCCUCCAAAAAAAGCAUCCGGCGAUGUUGACUUCCCUCGUGGUGGUGGAACUGCAUUCACCCCACUCGAAGUUAAGGCCAUCCGGGCUGAAGCCGUCAAGGAGGCAAACGAGGAACUGUUCAAGCCAAAGCGACCGUCUCAAAAAAAACGGAAACGGGACACUAACUCAGAAAUUGGACCAGCGACAGACAAGAUUCGCAUCGAACAUCUCAACUACAAGCGACUAACGAUUGGUAUGAAAAUACUUGGCCAGAUCGUUGCAGUUCAGCCUCUUGCACUUGUGGUGUCUUUGCCGAACCAGCUUCUUGCCCAUGUCCCCAUCACGAAUGUCACCUCCCAGCUGACUGCACUGCUGGAAAAAAACAUGGAAGAAGAAGAAGAAACUGAAGAGGAUGAUCUUGACUCCCGAUCGCCUGAACUCGCGGAAAUGUUCAAAAUAGGUCAAUAUAUCAGAGCAGUCGUAGCAGCAGUGCAUGCGCCGGGAUCAACAGACCAUACUGGAAUGGGCCGGUCGAGAGAUGAGACUACGAAGGCUAGCAGACGCGUGGAACUCAGUUUACUGCCGGAGCGUGUCAAUGCAGGGGUCAGCAAAGCUGAUUUGACCGCCGGUUUUACACUCUCCGCUGCGGUGCAAAGUGUCGAAGACCAUGGAUACAUCGUUAACCUUGGUGUCGCUGAUGUCACCGGUUUCCUGUCUUUCAAGGACACAAAAUCCAAGCUUGCGGUUGGGCAGCUUAUCGGAGUAACAGUGGUAAACACUUCAAAGAACGGGAGAACAUGCAACAUCAGCUUCGAUGAGAAUACCUUCUCUAGUUCAUGCCUUUCUGAGGUUACCAAUGCCUCAUCUGUUCUUCCAGGAAUGUUGGUUCAAGGUCUGAUAACGGCAGUCAAUCCCAAUGGUCUCAAUCUCCAAAUCCUUGGCUUCUUUGACGGCACGGUCGAUCGAGCACAUCUCGACCCUAAUGCCAAAGAAAAGACAUAUAAGCUAGGCAAGAAAGUCAAGGCCCGUGUACUAUACGACUAUUCAACAUCACCACCUCGCUUUGCUCUCGGGCUCACUCAGCAAGCUAUCGGGCUGCGAGCGCGCCAAAUACAACGGGGGAAAGAGUGGAUUUCUCUGGCAGAUGCCUAUCCCAUUGGUACUAUCUUGACCUCUGUCAAGGUUUUGCAUAUGGAGCCAGAGCGUGGUGUGGUGGUUGACGCGGACUCAGGUGUUGUGCAAGGAUUUGCGCACAUUUCACAUCUCUCGGAUGACCAUAUUCCUUCGCUCUCAAAUUCAGGACCUUGGAAGAUCGGCUCUCUUCAUACGGCUCGUGUCACUGGCUAUUUCCACUUCGAUGGUCUCUUGCAACUUUCCAUGAAGCCUUCGGUAUUAGAGCAAAAGUUCUUGCAAGUCGCUGAUGUUCAAGUCGGCGAAGUAAUCAAAGGGACAAUAAAGACCCUCAAUGACUCAGGUCUCUUCGUCUCCAUCUCUGGAAAUGUUGAUGGAGUCGUGUGGCCAAACCAUUAUGCGGACAUCGCCUUGAAGCAUCCAGCGAAGCGUUUCAAGCCUGGAAGUAGUAUUAAAUGUCGGGUACUAGUUGUUGACCCAGAAAGGAAGCGAAUAUCUCUUACGGCCAAAAAGACACUUGUUGAAUCGACUCUUCCUAUCGUUACUUCAAUGGCUGACGCGAAAGUUGGAACGGUGACACAUGCCGUGGUCUUCAAGGUCUUUGAAAAGCACCUCAUGGUCGAUUUUUUCAAUAAUCUGAAAGCGAUUAUCCCGGCCAAAGAGCUGAGUGAGACACCUUUGCCUAACAUCACCGAGUCCUUUUCAAUCGGCAAAGUGUUGAAAGUCCGCAUCACUAGCUCAGAUCCCGAACAAAGCCGCAUCGUCGCGAGCGUUAGACAGGCGUCUUCAGACUACGAUAUAUCAACAGACAUGACCGGCAUCGAGAUUGGAAAUGUUGUUGAGGGCACACUCUCUGAGAUCCAUUCAGAAAAUGCCCUACUUCUCCUUCAACCAAGCCGUGUCAGGGCCUUGAUAUCGCUGAACAACGUUGCCAAUCACCGGAAACUCGCUCUGACCCAAGUCCGUACCGUUUUAAAGGUUGGCGAGCUUUUAACCGGACUUGUGGUGGUCACCCGAGAUGUCGAGAAAUCCUUGGUCAUCGUAGCCAACAAACCUGAACCAAAACCGAAGUCUGAACCCAAGAAAGCAGCACCUGUUAUCAAAGCUUCACUGAAGCUUGACUCCCUUUCUGUGGGCGACCCGGUUGGUGGUCGUGUCAUCCGACACACUCGUCAUGGCUCCCUGGUCAAACUUACCCCACAAAUAAUGGGGACCUUGCAUCCGAUCGAUGUUGCAGACGAUUUCGAGGCCGCGGUGCCUUUCCCACCUAUCAACACUCUGCUCAAGGCAAGCGUUGUUGCUAUUAACGCGACCAAGAAGGAAGUUGUGCUGUCAACUCGGCCAUCUCGGAUGAAUCCCGACCAGGUUUUCGAUAUUACCGACCGAGAGGUCGAAAAUGUCACAGAUCUUUGCGUCGGGCAAUCUGUACGAGGCUUCGUCAAAAACAUUGCAGACCACGGUCUGUUCGUAACAAUUGGACGCGACAUCGACGCUCGAGUCCAGAUCAAAGAGCUUUUUGACGAUUUUGUCAAGGAGUGGAAAGAGCGAUUUUCUCCUAAUCAGAUUGUGAAAGGUCGUGUUCUGAGUGUGGAUACCGACAGCGGAAGAGUCGAAAUCACCUUGCGGUCUGGCGAUUUGGUCAAGCCAAGGACCACCGCUCUUGGUGUUUCUGAUCUUAAGGUGGGGCAGAAAGUCGACGGUGUUGUCACGCGAAUCGAAGACUAUGGCAUCUUCAUCUCAGUUAACAAAUCCAAAGUCACUGGACUAUGCCACAAAUCACAGUUGUCCGAUAAUGCUGAUGCCGAUGUUUCUGUCGCUGUUCGUAGUUUCCGCGAAGGCGAUCGUGUCAUGGCGGUCAUCAUUGGCAUCGACAAACAGAAAGUCUCUUUCAGUCUCAAGCCUUCCCAUUUCAGCGAGGAGGACUUCCAACAGCGCGACACAGAUUCUGAAGGGGAGGAACAAGAACCUGAAGAGCCGUUGGACGACCCUUCUGAGGAGGAGGAGAUAGCCAGCGGCAGCAAUAGCGACCAGUCCGAUGACGAGGUCAUCGAAAUGCCAACUGACACUCUUCAAUCAAUUACAUCAGGGCCAAUACUACCAGCGGCAUCGAAGCCCUCUGCUCUUCAUUUGACGGGUGGAUUCCAAUGGUCCAACCCCCAAAACGAGGACGACGAGCAGGACAACUCAGAUACCGAUGACGAGGAAGAGGACUCUGGUCCGAAAAAGAAAAAGCGCAGAAAAAAAGCAAUCGAGUUGGAUCUCACUGCUGAUAUGCAUACCAAGACACCCGAGUCUAAUGCUGACUAUGAGCGUCUUCUGCUGGGAUCUCCAAAUUCGUCCUACCUGUGGGUGCAGUAUAUGUCAUUCCAACUUCAACUCUCUGAGGUCGACAAGGCCCGAGAAAUUGCCAGGCGUGCCUUGCGGACAAUCAGUUUUCGGGAGGAGCAGGAGAAGCUCAAUGUCUGGAUAGCGCUUCUCAAUCUUGAGAAUGCCUAUGGUACUGACGAAACGCUGGAAACUACCUUUAAGGAAGCGGCUCGAGCCAAUGACUCGAAAACAGUUCAUCUAAGACUCGCCUCUAUCUUUGAACAGUCGCAAAAACACGCGAAUGCGGAGGAGCAGUACCAACGAACAUGUAAAAAGUUCGGGCAAAGCUCGAAAGUGUGGACGUUGUUCGGGGAGUUCUACCUGCGCCAAGGGAGCAUAGAAGAAUCGCGAAAGCUGCUACCCCGAUCGCUCCAGAGUUUGGACAAGCGCAAACACCUUAAGACCAUCUCACGCUUUGCACAGUUGGAGUAUAAGCUCGGCGAUCCCGAACGAGGCAAAACACUUUUUGAGGGAAUCAUCGACUCCCAUCCUAAACGGCUAGAUCUAUGGUCCGUCUACAUGGACAUGGAGGCGGGUCAAAACCAAAUCCAGUCAUUAAGAAACUUAUUUGGCCGUGUUCUGUCCCAAAAGCUGACAAGCCACAAGGCCAAAGCGUUCUUCAAGAAAUGGCUGGAGCUGGAGAAAAGGAUUGGAGAUGAGGAAGGCAUUGGGAAUGUGAAGGCCAAGGCGGUGGAGUGGACUCUGAGAGCAUCAUCAGUUUAA